Rosa rugosa (rugosa rose) is the source of this 1895-nucleotide messenger RNA. Its product is annotated as eukaryotic translation initiation factor 2 subunit gamma-like. The record is from RefSeq and is a predicted model, not a curated record. Gene Ontology annotation, cellular component: eukaryotic translation initiation factor 2 complex; cytosol. Bases 186 to 1580 code for a protein of 464 amino acids. Lineage: Eukaryota; Viridiplantae; Streptophyta; Magnoliopsida; Rosales; Rosaceae. The transcript has 9 exons. Gene Ontology annotation, biological process: positive regulation of translational fidelity; formation of translation preinitiation complex. Gene Ontology annotation, molecular function: GTPase activity; tRNA binding; translation initiation factor activity.
CAUAAAGAUCAAAGCACUAUUAUAUCCCUAGCGCACCCAAUUCUCUUAAACCUGUGCAGACAGUGCUUCUUCUUCUCCAACUCUUCACAAACCUCGCUCGCCUCCAUCGUCUUGCCCUAGUCAGUCAGUCCGAGCUGCUAGUUGAUUAAUUCUUGAACAGAGAGGAUCCAAUUGUAACUGUCACGAUGUCGAGGAAGGGAUUAAUGGAACAGGAUCUCAGUAAGCUGGAUGUAACGACUUUACAUCCACUCUCACCUGAAGUGAUAUCGCGUCAGGCGACUAUUAAUAUUGGCACUAUCGGUCAUGUGGCUCAUGGGAAGUCAACAGUCGUAAAAGCAAUUUCUGGCGUUCAGACUGUACGUUUUAAAAAUGAGCUUGAGCGUAACAUUACUAUCAAGCUCGGAUACGCAAAUGCAAAAAUCUACAAAUGUGAAGAUGAGAAGUGCCCACGACCAUCAUGCUACAAGGCAUAUGGAAGUGGAAAAGAAGAUGCUCCCCUAUGUGAUGUUGCUGGGUUUGAGAAUUGCAGGAUGAAGUUGUUGCGACAUGUAUCAUUUGUAGAUUGCCCGGGCCACGAUAUUCUCAUGGCUACUAUGCUGAAUGGGGCUGCAAUUAUGGACGGGGCAUUGCUUCUGAUUGCUGCAAAUGAAAGCUGUCCCCAGCCACAAACGUCUGAGCAUCUUGCUGCUGUGGAAAUUAUGCGUCUUCAGCAUAUCAUUAUCCUUCAAAAUAAGGUUGAUCUUAUUCAGGAGAAUGUGGCCAUCAACCAACAUGAAGCAAUCCGGAAGUUUAUUGAGGGUACUGUAGCUGAUGGUGCACCAGUUGUGCCAAUUUCUGCUCAGUUGAAAUAUAAUAUUGAUGUGGUGUGUGAGUACAUCGUGAAGAAGAUCCCAAUUCCAGAAAGAAACUUUAUCUCUCCUCCAAAUAUGAUUGUUAUUCGUUCUUUCGAUGUUAACAAACCUGGAUUUGAGGUUGAUGAGAUACGAGGCGGUGUAGCUGGUGGAAGUAUUCUCAGGGGUGUUUUGAAAGUGAAUCAGUUUAUUGAGGUUCGUCCUGGUAUUGUUGUGAAAGAUGAGAGUGGAAACAUCAAGUGUACACCUAUAUAUUCGAGAAUAGUCUCGCUGUAUGCUGAGCAGAACGAGUUGCAAUUCGCAGUUCCAGGUGGUCUCAUAGGGGUCGGAACAACUAUGGAUCCCACCUUGACACGUGCAGAUAGAUUAGUGGGGCAAGUUCUUGGUGAAGUAGGCUCACUUCCUGAAGUAUUUGUUGAGCUUGAGGUAAACUUUUUCCUGUUGAGAAGGCUUCUGGGGGUCCGGACAAAGGGUUCUGAAAAGCAGGGGAAGGUCUCCAAGCUUGCCAAGGCUGAGAUACUCAUGUUAAAUAUUGGUUCUAUGUCGACUGGUGCUAGGGUAAUAGCCGUGAGAAAUGAUUUAGCGAAGCUUCAGUUGACUUCUCCUGUGUGCACAAGCAAAGGAGAGAAAAUUGCGCUCAGUAGACGAGUUGAGAAGCACUGGCGUCUGAUCGGUUGGGGCCAGAUCCAAGCUGGAACCACACUUGAAGUCCCACCCUGCCCUAUUUGAGUUGACACCACAAAACUUGUAAGACUGAAAGCAAGAAAAUUUAAAGACAGCUGAAAAGUUAAGAUGUGGGAAGGCAGACAAUUUUUGGGAACCAUUUUUGUCAGAUGGAGGAGAAAACAUUGUUUCAAUCACUAUUAUUUUUGUGGUGCUUCUUUUGUGUUUGAUAUGUUAAUACUUUCUGCUACGUUCUUAUUUAAUGUCCGAGCUUUGAACCUUAGUCAUUCCAAUAUGUGGAUCUGCUACAGUGUUAUGUUAAACUUGUACUCCUCGAAUGUAUCGGGUUCCAGCAUUUCAAGGAUGAUUAUUGGCUAGCCA